AGAUUUAGAAGAAAGUUAAGAUCAUCUUUCUAGACCACUCGACCUUACUGGUUACCACUUACCAGUCUUAAAUGCAACUCCGUACUGAUUCAGCGCUUUAGUUUGAAUGUAUACAUUUUUUAUUUUCUAUUUCCAACUCAUAAAUGGAGGCAGUUGAGCGUUAAAUAUAAGUAACUAUAACUCACUGCUAUCUUUUUAUUUACAUCUCAUUGGUUUUUGCUGGCUCUGAUCACUUCACACCAAUCUUUCUCUUAUUCUUUUACUCUCUUCCUUUAUUGGCCGUAUGGGUUUGCCGCAACAACUCUUCUUUGUACCUUUUCUUAUUUUUGCUGCAGCCAUUGAUGGAAUUCAGGGAGAUGCCAUGGUUACUGGCACAGUCUUCUGUGAUCAAUGCAAAGAUGGUCAAAGAUCCUGGUUUGAUUAUCCCAUUUCUGGAGUUAAAGUCAAAGUAACCUGCACAGACAGCAAUGGCCAAAUCACAAUGUCAAGGGAAGAGACUACAAAUUGGUUUGGGAACUAUGCGGUGAAAUUUGAUGGUGCCCCAGAUCUCAGUGGCUGUUUUUCACAGGUGUCCGACAGUGGACAAGGCUCUGAAUCAGGCUGCUCGGCUCCUGCUGGACCAGCCCAGAAACUCAGGCUAAUGUUUAGGUUCUUCGACAUGGAGAUGUAUGCAACCGAUUCAUUGCUCUCACAGCCUGCCCAGCCAAUGCCAAACUGCCCAAAGUCCACUAAUCCUGUUCCCGCACCAGUAACACCAGCACAGCCACCUCCUGUGGCAGUACCAGUGCCACCAGCGCAGCCACCGCCUGUGGCCACACCAGCUCCACCUGCUCAGCCACAACCUGUGGUAUCGCCUGUUACACCAGCAAUUCCUCCUCCAUCACCAGCUUUUAGGCUUCCGCCAAUGCCUCCUCUGCCUCCAUUGCCACCAGCUCCCUUUUUGGAAGCCUCAGCAUGCCCAUCUAAGAGUUGGACAAUGCCUGAAUACAGGUGUUACUGGAGGAUGGUGAAUCCUGAGACUAAGGUGGCUGUUGUGUUUGGAUCACUUGCAGCUAGUCGGUAUGGUACAGAUUUGACAAUGAUGCAAGCCUUACAAGGGAGAGGAGACCCUUACAGAACUCUUCUAAGAGAAGGGGUUACCUCAUUUCUCAACUCCUACAACACUCUUCGAUUUCCUUACAACACAAUUGGUGUGGUUCAACAUAUGGAUUGGGCAUUAAUGGGAUCUACACGCAGUGUACUUCUUACAGGCUUGCGGUUUAUGAGGGCCAAUUCGGGUUAUGGCACUGUCAACUGCAGUUUCACACCAUGCAAGUGAUUAUUUUGUCUAAUCUGAGCCCACAUCAUCCGAUAUAUAUAAAUCAUUAUAUCUACCAAUCUUUAUAUAGUUGAUAAUUGUUGGCCCAACAGUGAUUAUAAUGUACUAGUUUAUCUUCUUGAAUAAGAGUUCUAGAGGGAGGUUAAAAUUUUGGUAUCGAUUCGAUGAAAUUUAAUCCUCAUCUGUGUUGAUACAACCAAAUAGAUACAUAUUUUAAUCUGUACAAGUAUUCUAUUUUAAUUCUAUAAUAUUUCUUUUUUAUUUA
Molecule: messenger RNA, 1583 nt
Organism: Cannabis sativa
Lineage: Eukaryota; Viridiplantae; Streptophyta; Magnoliopsida; Rosales; Cannabaceae
Product: anther-specific proline-rich protein APG
Exons: 3
Coding region: 284-1318 (344 amino acids)
Source: RefSeq, a predicted model, not a curated record